AUGGACCACAGAAACAGCAGCAACUUAGUGUUUGGAUUUAUCUUUCGAGGACUAGUGCAGUCCCUGGAACUACGGGCCCUGCUGUUUGCUGCUUUCUUUGUUGUAUACAUCACUGCUAUUUUGGGAAAUCUCUUUGUGGUUCUGACUAUCUGGAAUAGCCCUCGUCUCCAUACACCCAUGUAUUCCCUCCUAGGCCACUUGUCUUUUGUUGACAUUUGCUAUUCCCUGAUAGCCACUCCAAGGAUGCUGAGGGACCUGCUGGCAGAGACCAAGCAAAUUUCAUUUUCAGGUUGCUUUACCCAGCUUUUCUUCAUCCAUUUCUUGGGUGGCACUGAGAUACUUCAUCUGGUAGUCAUGGCAUAUGACCGCUAUGUUGCGAUCUGCAGACCUCUACAUUAUGCUGCCCUCAUGAAUCCAGCUACCAGGAGUCAUUUUUUAAUGGCUUCUUGGCUAGGGGGAUUGGUGCAUUCAUCCCUCCAACUUGCUCUUUUACUUCCACUUCCCUUCUGUGGUCCCAAUGAGUUAGACAACUUCUACUGUGACAUUAUGCAGGUUCUGGAGCUGGCCUGCACAGACACAUAUGCUGUGGAACUCCUGCUGGUUGGCAACAGUGGGCUGGUCACCUUGCUAGUCUUUCUGGCCUUGCUCACCUCCUAUUCUGUUAUCCUUGUUACCCUAAGGGCACACUCAGCCCAGGCUCGGGCCAAGGCAUUAUCUACUUGUGGUGCCCACAUAACAGUGGUCGUACUGACCUUUAUUCCUGCACUCUGUGUCUAUGCUUGGCCUUUUCGGGACCAAUCCCAGGACAAGGCUAUCUCAGUGCUACACAUUGUGCUAUUGCCUAUGCUCAACCCCCUAGUCUAUACUCUGAGAAACAAGGAGAUGCAUGAGGCCAUGAAGGGAGGUUGCAUGAGGGCUUUCCUCUGGUUGGGAAGGUGA
Molecule: messenger RNA, 939 nt
Organism: Dromiciops gliroides (monito del monte)
Lineage: Eukaryota; Metazoa; Chordata; Mammalia; Microbiotheria; Microbiotheriidae
Product: olfactory receptor 4D5-like
Exons: 1
Coding region: 1-939 (312 amino acids)
Biological process (GO): G protein-coupled receptor signaling pathway
Cellular component (GO): membrane
Molecular function (GO): olfactory receptor activity; G protein-coupled receptor activity
Source: RefSeq, a predicted model, not a curated record